This is a messenger RNA of Vitis riparia (riverbank grape), 1037 nucleotides long. RefSeq names its product probable carboxylesterase 18. The transcript has a single exon. Lineage: Eukaryota; Viridiplantae; Streptophyta; Magnoliopsida; Vitales; Vitaceae. The record is from RefSeq and is a predicted model, not a curated record. Gene Ontology annotation, molecular function: carboxylic ester hydrolase activity. Gene Ontology annotation, biological process: pollen tube growth. The coding region runs from base 32 to 1024 and encodes 330 amino acids.
AUCUUUCAUUUCUUCUCACUCCCGCUAGGAAAUGCUAGAUUCCGCCGGCGGCCAUGUCCGCGCAUCGCCAGAUCUUCCAUGGAGGCUCCGCCUUUCGCUUGCCAUUAUCACCACCAUCUCCGACGCCUGUCUCCGCCGUGACGGCACUGUCAACCGCCGUCUCUUGAGCUUCCUGGACCUCAAAAUCUCUCCCUGUGACAAACCAGUGAACGGCGUCACCACCUCCGACACCACAGUCGAUCCCUCUCGGAACCUCUGGUUCCGCCUCUUCCUCCCUGGAGAAGCCGCCUCCGCCGGCGAGAAUCUUCCCGUCAUCGUCUACUUCCACGGCGGGGGGUUCGUGUUCCUCUCCGCCAACUCCAAGCCCAUGGACGACUUCUGCCGCCGCCUCGCUCGCGAACUCCCCGCCGCUAUCGUCUCCGUCGACUACCGCCUCGCGCCGGAGCACCGAUGCCCCUCCCAGUACAACGACGGCUUCGACGUGCUCAAAUUCAUCGACGAGAAUCCUCCACUGCACUCUGAUCUAACCCGCUGCUUCAUAGCCGGUGACAGCGCCGGCGGCAACCUCGUCCACCACGUGGCUGCAAGAGCCAGCGAGUUCAAAUUCCGGAACUUGAAAAUCCUUGGGCUGAUACCGAUACAGCCGUAUUUCGGAGGAGAAGAGAGGACGGAAUCCGAAAUCCAACUCGCCGGAUCUCCGAUCGUGUCGGUGUGGCGUACAGACUGGUGUUGGAAGGCGUUUCUGCCGGAGGGUUCAGACCGAGACCAUCCGGCGGCGAAUGUAUUCGGGCCGAAAUCGGGCGACAUAUCGGGGGUGAAAUUCCCGAAAAGUUUGGUGUUUAUCGGAGGAUUUGAUCCGUUAAAAGAUUGGCAGAAGAGGUAUUGUGAAGGAAUGAAGAACAAUGGAAAAAAAGUGAAGGUGAUUGAGUAUCCAAAUGCUAUUCAUUCCUUUUAUGGGAUUCCUCAAUUGCCUGAAUCACGCUUGUUUAUCAAGGAGGUUAGAAAUUUCAUUUAUUUUGAAUAAUUUUUAUUUUCAA